AUGUUCAGGCUUUGAAGGAUGCUUAUGAGUUGAUGAAAUCAGCCAGUCAAGGAAAAUCUGCACUUGACUCAUCAGAUAACUUCAGCACUGACUUAUAUGUUUUAUGUGCUGAACAAGCACUUCAGCUGGGAUAUCUGGAAAUGAGCAGGGACUGUCUACAGAUGUAUUUUAAAGGAAGAUUUCCUGUGAACCAGUUUCUUGGCAGAGCGUAUUUGUGCCAAGGCCAGUUGCACACUCCACUCUCUACAGAUAAUUUGGAAGAGUUUGAAAAGUUUGUGCUGUUUUUUAUGAAGGCAAUAGAUUUUGCCACCCAUGAUCAAAGAUACUAUUUUUUGAUAUAUAAUGCCUCAGUUCUUUAUUGGGAACUUGUGAGGCCGUAUCUUAAGCCUGGGUUCCGCUGUUGUCUUAUUCCCAGCCUUUCUCAGAUUGUUAAAGCAUUAAACCAAACUGAAGAGCAAGACAAUGAAUGGAGAGCAGAACUCAUGAUAAAUUUACUUGAGUGCUUCCUGGAUGCUUCAAAACUGAAAGAAGCAAAAGAGUUUUCAUCUACUGCAGCAAUCUUUAUUAAGGAAAAUGUUCCAGAUAAAUACUCUCAAAUAUUUUCUCUAAUGGUAUAUCACAAACUAAUGGAUAUUUCCCAGUACGAUGUACCUGCGGCAUCUGUUCUCAGUGUGAAGAUCCCUUUGAUUCUGGAAUUAGCUCGUUUUUCUAUGAAAGUAAACUGCAUUAAGCUUGCAUAUGAUUGUAUACUUGAUCUGAAGAGAGCUGGGAUUACUGAGCAAGGGAAACUUAUUGAAAUAGAAUGCCUGGAAUGUGAAUAUGAAAUUAAAAAAAUUGGCACUAAAAUUGUGACUUAUACCAAAGGAGUUGUUGAGGCUCAGCUGGAAUUGAUAAAAAAUCUUGAGUUAACCUUAAAACAUGCAGUUCAGUUGGGAGAUCCUGAUGUGAUUCAGGUUGUUUGUACAACCCUGUGGAAUCUGUGCUUACCGCUACUACAGCACAAUUUGCAUCAACAUGUGCGAAAGCCGUUGAUAUCAGUUGCUGAUGUCCUUGAAGAGAUUGACAGCAUGUUGAUUUUGUUGCGUUGCCAAGUUCAUAUGGAAAUAGCUCGUAUUGAAGAAGAUGGGGACAGAAUAGAGGCUGCUGUGGAACAUUUGCAAAAAGCUAUACAUCUGAACUACAGUGGGCAGUAUCAAGAACAUCUAAGAUUGACUUUUAACCGUCUUCGUUUGUGCACUAUGCUGUAUAAGUCACCUGAGCGUCUGGAGGAUCAGGCAGUAAUGAUGAUUGAACAGGCUAAAAGGGGAAAGGAGAAGGACAAUGUGAGGAAAAAGAGGUCCCUUCUGGUAAAUGCAGGUCUUGCGUUAGCUCCUGAUUCAUUUCAAAUAGUCGUUGACAGUGAAAAUGAAGCUAAAGUUUCCUCAGGUAAAAGUGGGAGUCAAAUAAGCUACCUCUGUGCAAAAGCACAACAUCAUAUUAAAAGCAUGGAGAAAGUUGAUGAACAUUUGAAACACUUAAAUGAAAAGGACAGAGAAAGAAUUAUACUUUGGGCAGAUUUGGCAAAAGUUGCACGUAAACAAGAAGUAUGGGAUGUCUGCCGUGCAGCAUGCAGAUUUUGUCUCUUGUAUGAUGAUACUUUGUUUAGGAUGGUAACAAAACCUAAAAAAACACAAAAGAAGAAAGCUAGUACAACUACAAUGGAUGAUGAUCAAGGUGACUGCUUACCAGGAGAAUCAUUGCUACCUGCUAAAUCCUUCUCCUUUGAAAGAGAUUUACUCAGAAUAUUAGCAGAAAUAAGAUUCAUUAAUGCAGAG
Pelecanus crispus (Dalmatian pelican) is the source of this 1814-nucleotide messenger RNA. The record is from RefSeq and is a predicted model, not a curated record. NCBI's taxonomy places the organism in Eukaryota, Metazoa, Chordata, Aves, Pelecaniformes, Pelecanidae.